This is a messenger RNA of Fomitopsis serialis, 498 nucleotides long. RefSeq names its product Ca2+-binding EF-hand superfamily protein. Gene Ontology annotation, biological process: spindle pole body duplication. The transcript is spliced from 3 exons. The record is from RefSeq and is a predicted model, not a curated record. Bases 1 to 498 code for a protein of 165 amino acids. Gene Ontology annotation, cellular component: half bridge of spindle pole body; mitotic spindle pole body. Gene Ontology annotation, molecular function: microtubule binding; calcium ion binding. NCBI's taxonomy places the organism in Eukaryota, Fungi, Basidiomycota, Agaricomycetes, Polyporales, Fomitopsidaceae.
AUGUACUCGUCAUCAGCAGCGACAAAAGCGAAGCGGAGGACGCACCAGCGGCCCGAACUCACGGACGAGCAGAAGCAGGAGAUCAAGGAGGCGUUCGAGCUGUUCGACACAGACAAGGACGGGUGCGUCGACUACCACGAGCUCAAGGUCGCGAUGCGCGCUCUCGGGUUCGACCUCAAGAAGGCGGAGGUGUUGAAGAUUCUGCGGGACCACGACAAAACGGGACACGGGCUGAUGGACUUCGAGGAUUUCGCGAAAAUUAUGAGCGAGCGGAUACUGGCGAGAGAUCCGAUGGAAGAGAUCCGGAGGGCGUUCCAGCUCUUCGACGACGACAAUACAGGCAAAAUCAGCCUGCGGAACUUGCGCAGAGUAGCGAAGGAGAUUGGUGACCGGCUAGAGGACGAUGAGCUGCAAGCCAUGAUUGACGAGUUUGACCUCGACCAAGACGGUGAAAUAAACGAACAAGAAUUCUUCGCCAUAAUGACCGAUGACGCGUGA